Messenger RNA from Thrips palmi, 1727 nucleotides. Its product is annotated as transcription factor collier-like. The transcript is spliced from 14 exons. Gene Ontology annotation, molecular function: DNA-binding transcription factor activity, RNA polymerase II-specific; RNA polymerase II cis-regulatory region sequence-specific DNA binding. The coding region runs from base 314 to 1672 and encodes 452 amino acids. Lineage: Eukaryota; Metazoa; Arthropoda; Insecta; Thysanoptera; Thripidae. Gene Ontology annotation, biological process: regulation of transcription by RNA polymerase II. The record is from RefSeq and is a predicted model, not a curated record.
CGGCCUGGACGCCCACCACCCGGCGCACCGCGACGCGCACCGGGACGCCCACCGGGACCACCACCACCGCGUCGGCACCACCGCCCUCAAGGAGGAGCCGCUGACCGGCAGCCAGCUGCGGGCCUGGGUGCACCAGCCCAACCCCCAGGAGCACGUCAGCCUGGGGCUGAGUCGGGCGCACUUCGAGAAGCAGCCGCCCAGCAACCUGAGAAAGUCCAACUUCUUCCACUUCGUUAUCGCCCUGUACGACCGGACGGGGCAGCCCGUCGAGAUCGAACGGACGGCCUUCCUGGGCUUCAUCGAGAAGGACCACAUGGAGGCGGACGGCCAGAAGACAAACAACGGCAUUCUAUAUAGGUUACAGUUAUUAUAUUCAAAUGGACUGCGGCAAGAACAGGAUAUCUACGUUAGACUCAUAGACAGCGCCAGCAAACAGGUGAUAGUGUACGAAGGGCAGGACAAGAACCCAGAAAUGUGCCGAGUACUCUUAACACACGAAGUCAUGUGCAGUCGAUGCUGUGACAAAAAGAGCUGCGGCAACCGAAACGAGACUCCGUCCGACCCCGUGAUAAUUGAUAGGUUUUUCCUUAAGUUUUUCCUGAAAUGCAACCAAAACUGCCUAAAAAACGCCGGCAACCCCAGGGACAUGCGUCGGUUUCAAGUUGUGAUAUCGAGCCAGAUAGGCGUGGAGGGCCCGCUGCUCGCCGUGUCCGACAACAUGUUCGUCCACAACAACUCCAAGCACGGCCGGCGGCCCAAGCGGAUGGACGCCAGCGACGGCGAGGCCGACACGGACUCAGGACUGUACCCGCCGAUGCCCAUGGCGUCGCCCUGCAUCAAGGCCAUCAGCCCCGCCGAGGGCUGGACCAGUGGCGGGGCCACCGUCAUCAUCAUCGGCGAGAACUUCUUCGACGGCCUGCAGGUCGUGUUCGGGACCAUGCUCGUCUGGAGCGAGCUCAUCACGUCGCACGCCAUCCGGGUGCAGACGCCGCCCCGGAACAUCCCCGGCGUGGUGGAGGUCACGCUCUCCUACAAGUCCAAGCAGUUCUGCAAGGGGGCGCCCGGCCGAUUCGUCUACGUUUCGCUCACCGAGCCCACCAUCGACUACGGCUUCCAGAGGCUCCAGAAGCUGAUUCCCCGACACCCGGGCGACCCCGAGAAGCUGCCCAAGGAGAUCAUCCUGAAGCGGGCCGCCGACCUGGCCGAGGCGCUGUACAGCAUGCCGCGCAACGCCACCGUCGCCCCGAGCAACGGCCUCACGCCGGGGGUGGGCUUCAACUCGUACUCCGGCCAGCUCGCCGUCAGCGUGCAGGACGCCGGCAGGACGCAGUACGAAGACGACGAUUACGGAGGCGGGCGGGCGCAGAGCAGCAGCGUCAGCCCCCGGGGGUACGCGUCCUCGGCCACCUCCACGCCGCAGUCCUCCGGGCCCAGCGGGGGCGGCGGGGGCGGCGGGGGCUCGUACCUGGCGGCGGAGGCGGCACCGGCCGUGCCCGCCCCGCAGCUUACCAACCUGUCCUCGGCCGGGGGGCUGUUCUCCUCGUCCUCCAGCGAAAUCAUGUCCAGAAUGGGCAGCCUGGUGCCGUCGCCCUUCAGCAACAUGAACCCCUUCGCGCUGCCCACGUGCGCGUCGCAGGGCUACGGCACGCCGCCCCUGCUCGGCUCCAAGUAGGCCGUCGGCCAGACCGAGCAGCCAGCCAGCCCCAGCGGCCAGACCGAGCAGCCAG